UAAAGGUAUAUAGAACUUUAUUUUACCUAUUGUAUGAAUUAUACGUUAUUUUGUAAACCAAUAAUGUGUGUUUGGAACUUGGACGCAAUUUGGAUACUUAUAUUUGGGACAAAAUACGACUACCUUAAUUCGAGUCGCAAGCGGGCAUUCCUGAACAACUAUGUUAGAAAAUAGAAAUACAGCACUUUCAUCAUACUAUAUAAACUGUAUAAACAAUGAUCAUUUAUCAAGACUCAAGAGAUAAUCGCUGGUGUUUGGGGACUGAUGUCUAAAAUCUGAUUGAACUUAUACAAUAAUUGAAAUGAACGAAUAGACUGAGCAUGCGCGAAGAGAAAUGUCGCAUAUUUAUCUAUUUGAAUUGAUAUAAAAAUAUAAAUCAAUCAGCGACCAGCUCACCUCACAUAAUAAUAAUAAUAUAAUAUUAUGCUCACAUCGAAUCUGAAAUAUUAAAUAAGUCGUCGAUUGAUGUGCGUCAAACUGUUUACCUUUAUUGGGCUUUACUCGGACGAGAUGGGCAAUCAUGGGAAUAGUAGUAUUUUAGUUAUGGUUAUGGAUAAAUGCAGAUCAACACAACUACACGAGUUCAAAACGUACUUCGGUUAAUAUUUAUGUUCUAUGCAUGAUUUUGUUGUUCUCAAUAAUAAAUAGGCAAUGGCUCAACAACUGUCUGGUGUCACGGUGGUGAUAUUUAUAGCUGGCGGUAUAUUAACAUUUAUAUUGCUAUUCAUAUUCGCCAAGAGGCAGAUCAUGAGAUUUGCUCUGCGAUCUAGGAGAGGCCCGCAUGUGCCGAUCGGGCAUGAUGGGAAAAAAACUCUGAAAAGAGAAAUUGAACGACGAAUAGAAGUGGUUCCAAAAAUUGUUUUUGAACCAAAAUUAAUGACAGUUGAUCAAGACGAUGACCAUUCAAAAUAUAUAUUACCACCAGCUGAAUCUAACGAAAAACCAUUGCUGUCACAUCAUUAUCGUAUGAAAGCAGUUGAUGAUGUCAAAAAGUUAGAACGGGAAAUUACCAAACAAGAUAAGACAUUGACUCGCCAUCCAAAUGAAAAUAUUCGUUCAUUUUUACUAAAUACAUUAGCAGUACUUUUGGAUGGUAGUGGACAGCACAUAGUUCAUCAAUUUUGUGAUCUCUAUGAACAUGCUCGUUAUGAUCCAAAUGAAUUCACGGAUGAAGAAUACCAAUCAUUCAUAAGAUUAAUGAAAAAACUAAUUGAUAUUACCAAAUUAUUAAAAUCGUAUGCUGGUGAAAGUCGAAAAAAUAGUCCCAAUAAAACUCCAACUCGUAACAACAAUAUGCGAACUGGUACUAAUGAAAGUCUUAGAACAAAAGACAGAGAUUCAAAUCGCUUAAAGGUUGUAUAAGAAUUGAGAA
Messenger RNA from Myzus persicae (green peach aphid), 1372 nucleotides. RefSeq lists its product as uncharacterized. The record is from RefSeq and is a predicted model, not a curated record. NCBI's taxonomy places the organism in Eukaryota, Metazoa, Arthropoda, Insecta, Hemiptera, Aphididae. The transcript has 6 exons. The coding region runs from base 652 to 1362 and encodes 236 amino acids.